ACCCAAUUGGAUCGAUUUCGGUGGCGAGCGUUUUUUUAAAUCGUCAAUUUUAUUUGAUUUUAGUCGAGUGCAUUUUCCACCAGAAGAAAGUGAUUGUGGGUGGCUGGAGCAUUUUUGUGACACUGUCAUUGGUGUGGUCGAUGUUAAAAACAAUGACGAUCUACGGAAAGUUAGUGCAAAUAAUAAUAAUUUCGUGCUAACGUGAAGUUUUUGGAAAAAGAAAACCUGUUAGAGAUUGACCCAUGCAGACGGAGGCUGCGCGUGCAGAUAGAAAGACAGAAACGGAAUGACCUCGACACUGACCGGUACUAGCGACAUCCGGACUACCUCUUGAGACUGCAACAAUUACACACCUGGUUACACAAAAAAGAAUGACCCAUCGACAAACGUUGCACAAUCGAGCUAUUUUGAUCACCAACGGAGCCUCGGCCCUAUCGCAGGCUCUGUGCGAGCAGUUGAUCAAGGCGUACAAGUGUCGUGUGGCACUGGUCUCGGACGGCAGAUCGACGGUGACCAAACAGCGUCAGAAUGAGUCGGCGCAACUGUUCGUUUGUGAUGUUACCAACAGACAACAAGUGGCCGAACUUGCCGUAACAUUGGAGAAGCAUUUUGGACCCCUGGAUAUGGUGAUCCAUCAAGACUGUGCCAUGAGGAAUGGCAACUUUCCCGAACCUGAAGAACAUUACGUUAUUCAUACGUCAAAUGAUAUCUUGGCAUUUAUUAACCUUCUCACCAUUUUCGUCCCCCCAAUGCUCCGCGAUGGCCGCACAGGAGGAAGGUUUAUCACGGUGAAGAAUUCACCCGGCAGUGCGAAAGCUUUCACCGACAGUCAACCAGUAUACAACGAUCUCGUGCGGAGCAUUGUCCCCUCAUGCAAAGCUCCCGAAUCUAUUCGUUUGUCAACGAUCUUUUGCAACGGUAUCGAUCACAAGCUGACGCCCUUUGGUUUGAUGCUGGGCGAGCACGAAAUUGCACAACGAAUCCUAGAGGGUAUCGAAUCGGAACGAUCGAUUGCGCAGGUCAGCGUGAGGCGCAGUUGGCUCGAAUUCUGCUCCAUCAGUGCCAUCCAGUUGGCUGCGGUUGCGCUGGAAAAGCUCCAGCUGGGAGGGUCGGAAAAUUCCUAUUAAAGUACAAUUAAAGUAUAUGAUUCAACGUUGAAAUGGCCGUUUUUUCCGAAAAUUCUUACCUUGGGUAACCACUGGGUAAACUGUUCCCCUUGAGUAACGCGAAACAAUGAAAUAUCAUAGAAAGCACACUGUAUGAACCCUUGGAGGAUCAACGUGGAAGUCUCCUAAGUACUCAUCAAAUACCUAUUUUAUAACCAUGUUCCAGUUCAAACUAGAUUCUUCCAGUUUUUUCACUCGAUCCAGCCAAACAGUUAAACCCUAAAAUCAUCCAGUUUUUUUUUCAAAUAUCAUCCAGUUUUACCCAGUUUUUAUAUGUGUGCUUCAGUUUUACCCAUUUUAUUUGAAAUAAAUUCAAAAUGUAUAAACAA
This is a messenger RNA of Toxorhynchites rutilus septentrionalis, 1495 nucleotides long. RefSeq lists its product as uncharacterized. Bases 372 to 1127 code for a protein of 251 amino acids. The record is from RefSeq and is a predicted model, not a curated record. Lineage: Eukaryota; Metazoa; Arthropoda; Insecta; Diptera; Culicidae. The transcript has 4 exons.